Molecule: messenger RNA, 3376 nt
Organism: Ylistrum balloti
Lineage: Eukaryota; Metazoa; Mollusca; Bivalvia; Pectinida; Pectinidae
Exons: 3
Coding region: 52-1017 (321 amino acids)
Source: RefSeq, a predicted model, not a curated record
GUUCAGGGAUUGGCUGUUGAAAUCUUCAGUACCACGUCCUGCUUACUAAGGAUGAUGCUUGCAUUUGAAAGACGCUCUCUCUUGGUAAAGCGACAUGGAAUGAAAAUCACACUCGGAACUGGGAUCGUUAUCUCGCUCAUCUUCCUCGGUAUUGCUGUUUUGAUUGCAUUGUUGCCGAAGAUUAAAAGAAUUCACUUUGAACACUUUGAAGGACUGCACUCGUGCUACAUAAAUAGUGAAUGGCUAGCCGUUAGUACAAAUCUAGCGGUAUUGUCUGCACCCUGUGUCGUCACUUUCCUGCUUUCGUUGUUAUCGUUGAAGAAUUCCGUCUUGGGUAGAGAUGGUAAUUAUUGUCCUAAACAACUAGAUUACGAUCGAAGCCCCGCCUAUUUCCUGUCCACGGACCUGGCGUUUGUCCGCUUUCCAGAGAAAUCCAGCCCGUCCUCAUGUUGUUGUCAGACUUGUGUCCUCCAAAAUGAUGUAAUCCGGACAAAUUGUGAAUCUGAACCGUCACAAAACUCUGUUCGAUGCAUAUCAACAGGACAAGUGAGAUCAACACUACUGCUACCAAUACUUAACAUGGCUGUCGUCUGUGCAGUCAUCUUACGUCUCUGCUUCAUCGUCGCCUCACACUAUCUCCCGAAUAAUGAAAUAUUUCAUUCCCUUAUACUAGCUUGUUAUAUCCUACCAAAUGUCAUACAGACAGGAUGCCUGCUUAGCACCAUUCCACGUUUUAGAAGUACCGUUCAUCCCCUGCAGCUGAAAUCAAAAUCAUCCAUCGAAAGAGACACUCGGCCGAUUGUUGUUCUCGCUCCACGAGACACGUUUGGAGAUAUGCCUACGUUCCUGAAACCGUCACCAGACAUAGAUGUCAUGGUAGGACUUAGGGAGACCAAUGUUGGCAGCAAAAUCAGAAAACAGGUAUCAUUGUCUGCUUUGUCGGUGACGUCAUGUGUCUCCCUGAAAAACGACAGAACCAAUGUUUCGAAAAGACGAGUAACAAUUACUGUAGUCUGAUGAAAAAGUAAUACUAAUACUCAUGUUUCCCAAACUUUUUCGAUAUUUUGCUAGCGAUUCUACCUGUGCAGGCUAACAAUUAAUGGCGUUUUCUAUACAUCAAACAGUACUUCAAUUGAAAUAAAAAUCAUGGCAAAACUUAAUGUUCCAUGUGUGACACCUUGUGGACAAAACAAAAAAACUAGUUUGAUCCUUUGAUGUACAUCAAACGAAUCUCGAGGUCGCACAACGGUAUAUUGUAAUGGCUUUGCAGUUGGGAGUCGCUCCUUUGUAAUCUUCAAAAGAAGCAUAUCAGCCUGUGAUUGGUUAGUUUUUUUUUCGUCUCCUGAAAUCAAUCAAAUUACUUGACCAAACUUCUUUUUGCCCAUGUUUUUUUUUCAUUUUUUAUCCCCCACAAAGAAGUUUGGGGAGGGUGUACAUAAUGGAAUUACAUUGUCUGUAUUUCUAUCUGCACAGAACCUUAUUAGCGCAAUACUUCCUACACUGUCUGAUGGAAUUGCAUUGAAACUCUGCACAAGUACGGAUAAAUAUCUACACGAUCAUUAAUGAUAAUAUCUAUACUAUAGUGUACAUAGAAAAGGAAAAGUUCAAUUGUUGGAAUUUGAUUUUUAUGAUAUAAGGCCAUUUAGACACAACGUAAACUUACUUUAAAUAUUUUAAUAGGUUACAUCAGUAGUCAGUAGUAGGAGAAAAUAUCACAUCACUAAGCAAUUGUCUGUUAGUGUUGCCAUCACAAACAAAACAAAGACAAACAAAGCAAAAUAUUAAUAUCAGUAUGAUAAUGGUUUUCAGCAUAGUUUCCCACGAAAGUAAAUAGAAUCUCACUCAAUUCCUCGUAGAUGAUGUGAUGUUCAUUUGAUAAAUAUUUUAUGAUACACACAUGGGGCAGUAAACAAACCUACUACAUCAGUAUAAACAAUUCCCAAGUGAUUAUGCAGUAAUAACUUUUUUAAAGUCCUUAUAAAAUACAUGCAGACAACAUUUUUAGACAGAAACAGGGAACAUAUUUUUUUUUCUUUUUGUCUUCAAUAAUAUAUUUUUUAGCUUUCCACAGACAAUGCUGGACUAUCAGACAUAUUUCUGUAGCGAUUAUUGCCUAUAGGGUGGAUUAAGCCUGAUAUCCAUGAUUAAUGAAGGGUAUACUUUGUAGCGUGUGAUUUUGAGAUCGGUAGACUAAGACUAUGGUAUAUUGUGACGCCGUUCGUGUUUCUUCUUUGCACAAUACAAGGAGCAUUUUAUCGUGUCUUCUUCUAGACCAGUGAAAUAUCAAUAUUCGUGUGUAGUAUAUUUUGGAAAAAACAAACGGAUAUUGUGUAAAGGCAUAUAAAGAUAUCGAUGGCUUACUGCUAGAAUGUUACCCGCUCGCACCGUGUGUUUUCUUUAAUUUCCAUGUAAUAUGUUUUAUUGCAGCUGCAACGUCCUGUUGACCUUUGUAUUGUGGUAAACAACACGCAUGGUGCUUCACACACUACCUACUGACAUGCGAACAUUAUUGUUUACGUCGCACUGGCAAACUAGAAAUGGCAUCAUUGGCACUUGAACUACAUCUGGUUUUAAAUCCAUAUUUUUAUUAUUCGGUUUACAUUACAGAACCUUACAAAUAAUCUGGAUAUAUGUAUAUUUCCAAUAAUAACUUUUUGCGGAACAUUCUGCAGUAAGUCAUCGAAUCGUUUGGGGAAAAACGAUAAAGGUGUGCGAAUGAUAAUGGCAGAUGCAAUUGUUAUCUGUUUCGAUUGAUAUAACAAACAUGGCGCUCGUUUAAUCAUUGUGCUAGAGAGUAAGUGAUAUUGUGCGAUUUACACCUAUCAAUCAGCAUGUAAUCAAUAUGAUUUAGCUGAAUAUAAGUAAUGAAUUCAAUUUAAAAAAAUCUGAGGAGAGGGUUCUUUAAUAUAACAAGAAACUUCUACAUUGUUUUUGCUAUGUGUUGUUGUCGUUGUCGUUCUUGUUGUUAUUUGUUGUUUUUUGUUGUUAUUUGGUUGUUGUGUUUGUUUUUUAUUGUUGUGUUUGAUUUUGUUGUUGUGUUUGUUGUUUUGUCAGUGGUAGUGCUGUUGUUGUUGCUGCUGCUGUUGCUGUUGUUGUUGCUGCUGCUGUUGCUGUUGUUGUUGUUGCUGCUGUUGUUGUUGUUGUAUAUCUUCAGCUUGCUUUUUCUGCUAUAUACAUAAUGCCGAUGUUUGUGUGUGAUGUUGAUGUUUCAGGAUUGUGAAUUGUGAAACAUCAAGGCUAACAACAGUAAUUUUAAUUCACUCAAAUAAACAUUUAAUCGUUUUGAAAGAAAAUUUCAAAAUUAGACCCAUGAAAAUGUACAGAAUUUGAUUUUGAAAAAAUAGCAUUUACAGGCGUGUUGUUAAUGAUUUCGAGA